AUGUCUGAGUCUCCCAGAUCCGAGAGGUACAUGUACCUGACUAGGUACAGUACCCCGGUACCCGAACUGGAUGAUCACCGCCUCCAGAUGCAGACGCCUCCACGCAUUGAAGGCCCAGUCGAGCGUGCUUACAGUCCGCGCGACACCACUCAAGGUCCUGAGAUGCUCGAUCGUCCAGACCUUCUCAGUGCGCAAGAUGCCAGAAGAGACGGUCCAAUUCCCCGAGACUUCGAAAAUUCCGCGGACGACGAUCGUUCGCUGAAUGAGUUGAAUGGACUCGCUCGGCGGUUCUCAGUCGACCCUAACGGCACCUACCAAACCCCUCGUCGCAUCAGCAUUGUGAACCCGGAUCUCGUCAACAAUGACGGCGCCUCGUCCGUGUCCGCUCGAUCAUCCUCUCCUCCCAAUUCAGUCGAAGCUUUUGCCGACCCUCGUCGCCGUGAACGCGCCAAUACCCUGGACAGCCAUGCACCUCCCGACCUGGAAGCUAUUUUGCAACGCACCGUUUCAGGUGGUACCCACAACCGACGCCCAACUUUCAGCAACGCCAGUGUCAUCCGCCCUCAGUUGGGGGAUGUGCCAUUCGACACGACAGAGGAGGCCUGCUUCGAUGAGCCAGGCCGUAUUCCCGUCAUCGAUUACGAGGAACUCGAGGAGUUUGUGGCUCUGAAUCCGAGCACCAAGGUCGGCGAUGGCAUUCGCCGCAAGCACAGCAUGAGCUCGCAGGGCAAGAGGCCCCGCAUUUUUUAUGACCUCCGCCCCGGCGCUGAAAGCCCUGAGUUGGGUGCACUUAACAGGACUAGCUCGUCUGAUACACUGAGUGAAGAUGAAAAGAAGAAGGCCGAGGUUACAAACGAAAAGGAGCAGCUUAAAGCAUCCCAGAGUACAAGCCAGCGCUCUCGUUUUGGCUUCUUUUCGUCCGAGGCUCAAAGCACAGUGCAUGCUGCCGAUUUGGGAGAUCUGGUGCUCCCUGGCGAGACCUUCCGAGAUCUUUUCGAGCUUGGACCCGAGGGAGGUGUGUGGUGGUUGGAUGUGGUCAACCCCACUGACGAGGAAUUGGGAGCUAUAUCCCGGGCUUUCUCUAUUCACCCGCUGACAACGGAGGAUAUUCAAACUCAGGAAGCCCGCGAGAAGGUUGAACUGUUCAAGCAGUACUACUUUGUCUGUUUCCGCACCUUCUUCCAAAUGGACAAAACCAGCGAGGAAUUCCUUGAGCCUGUCAAUUUCUACAUGGUUGUCUUCCGAGACGGUGUCCUCACUUUCUCCUUUGAGGACAACCCUCACGCAUCCAAUGUUCGGAAACGUAUUGGAAAGCUGAGAGACUAUGUGUCUCUCAGUAGUGAUUGGAUUUGUUACGCCAUGAUCGACGAUAUCGUGGAUAGCUUCGGCCCCGUCAUUCGUGAUGUGGAAUUGGAGUCCGAAGCGAUCGAAGACCAUGUGUUCAUCGCCCGGGUUGACGAUUUCGAAUCGUUCCUCCCUCGCAUUGGAGGCCUACGUAAGAAGGUCAUGAGUUUGAUGCGCCUUCUAGGAGGCAAAGCCGACGUCAUUCGUGGAUUCUCCAAGCGCUGUAACGAGCAGUACUCGGUUACUCCCCGUGGUGAUAUUGGUCUUUACCUCGGCGAUAUUCAGGAUCACGUUGUGACCAUGAUGUCGAACUUGGCGCAUUUUGAAAAGAUGCUCAGCCGGUCUCAUACCAAUUACUUGGCUCAACUGAAUGUCACCAAUUUGGUGUUGGGAAACCACGUCAAUAAGGUUCUUAGCAAGGUCACUCUGAUUGCUACUAUUCUGGUCCCCAUGAACCUGAUCUGUGGUCUGUUCGGUAUGAACGUAGAAGUUCCCGGCGCCCACACGCAGGGAUUGACCUGGUGGUUCGGCAUUCUUGGAGUCAUGGCAGGUAUUGUCAUUGUGAGCAUUGGCCUUGCCCGCUGGCAGAGGCUGGCUGUGCAGCGACACCCUCCCCUCCGUCCUUCCAUGCGACGUCAAUACAACGCGCUGCAGUGCUAUCUUACUGCAACGAUUAGCGCGAUCUUCCUUCUUUUCGCACUUACCUGCGACUUCGCCUAUGCCGACACCCCCCAUGGCCUGGAUACAGAGAACACCCUGACCCUCCGAGGGGCGGUUCCCAGCGAUGGGGCGGGACUCCCACUUGCGCUGGACUCGUUCAAUGGGCUGGAACUUCGUGACAGUGUCGACGAAGAUGGCGAGUCGAAUGGGCUGGAGCUCGUGCGCAGAUACCCUAAUGCCGCGAAAGCAUUAGGCAACAACCAGUUCGCGCAGGGCGAGCUCAACAUCGGCGAUGUCCAAUGGUUCUACCUGCCCAGUGAUGUGGUGAACGGCAAGCACGACCCCGAAGGCACGGGUCUUCCUGCAUAUAUGAAUGGUACGGCUAAAGAUAGCCAUCACUCGACCCGUGAGCUACGGAAACGAGACGAGGACUUCUCGAAGCGAGCGAUGACGACAGUGUACUUAUCGCUCACGACCUGCCAAAAACCCCUUGCCAACAAAACCAGCCCAGAAAACGAAUUUCCACAGUUGCAAAUGUAUGUGUCGAAUUCUCAGAAACUGGAACAGCCCGGACCGGGCAAAGACGACUCGAAGCAGGAGAUACACACUGCCGUUGGCGGGUAUUUGGGAAUCACCAUUGACACGGACACCGACGUCUUCAUCGGCGUCGCUGCGCCGAAUUCAACCGACUACAUGGGAAGUUACAAGUACCAGAUCGCAGCAUCCAUCGAUGACUUUUUCCACAAUAUCGUGGAAGAUGAUCCAAAUCUGUUAUUCAUCGACGCAGACGUGUCAGCCGCGCUGCUGGUAACGAACAACCUAACCCAUUCCGAGAGUAACACCACAAAUUACAAGCAAUGGAUGAACCUCGUCCCACCAUUUACCAUGUUUGCCCAUAACAUCAACGAUACAGCACUUCAGGGUUUGGAGAAAUCGUUCUGCGCCCUCGAUGAGCUUUCGCAGAUGGGUCGAAUCAGUAACUCAACCGAGGUUGGCAUGACCAGUCGCGGACUUGGAAAUAAGCCCAAAGAACAGUUCUAUAUUACUGGACUGAACCAGAGUUCCUCGUACAGUGGUCUUCUGGCCAUGAUUGGCAAUUCGACCGCGUCCGGGAAUGGCAUCAUCGGCGGCGGCGGCAAGGUAUGGAAACCGAUGAGCUUUACGACCAAAACAGAUAACAACUGCGCCGUACUAUUCAACCUAACCUUCUGCUCAGAAGUCGCAUACGCAGUCCCCUCAAACCCUGACUUAAGCGUCGACGAGCUCCGCACAAUCUACGACGACCACGCCGCCGCCUACUACCAGAACUUCAGUUAUUCCCUGCAACAAAUCCAAUGCAACGCAACCCAAGAAUCAAUGUUCUCCCUCGCCGUCGACUGCGACGACUGCGCAAGAGCCUACAAAGAAUGGCUUUGCGUCGUCACAAUCCCCCGCUGCGCGGACUACAGUCACCCCAAGAAUUUCACGCACGUCCGUAACGCAGGCCAGGCUUUCAUCAAUGGCUCUUCCUUGCCGGAUGACAGUCCCUACCGCAAAUCCGUGGCGAUGAAUUCAUCCCGCAAUCCUAUCAUCGAUGAGAAGAUCAAACCUGGUCCCUAUAAUGAGAUCCUGCCUUGUCGGGAUAUCUGUCAUACCCUUGUUAAGAGUUGUCCGUCUGCACUUGGCUUCGGGUGUCCUGAGGGCUUGAUGAUGAAUUCUUCCUACGGCUCUCGGGAUGGUGAUGUUACUUGCUCUUUUCUUGGAGCUGCGUAUCAUCUGAAUCUUGGGGUGAAGCUGGGUGCUUGGGGUUGGUUUAGUUUGGUGGUUAUGGGGGUGAUGUAUUUGAUGUAG
Molecule: messenger RNA, 3834 nt
Organism: Penicillium concentricum
Lineage: Eukaryota; Fungi; Ascomycota; Eurotiomycetes; Eurotiales; Aspergillaceae
Product: magnesium transporter CorA family protein
Exons: 3
Coding region: 1-3834 (1277 amino acids)
Biological process (GO): intracellular magnesium ion homeostasis; magnesium ion transmembrane transport; calcium ion import across plasma membrane
Cellular component (GO): plasma membrane
Molecular function (GO): magnesium ion transmembrane transporter activity; calcium channel activity
Source: RefSeq, a predicted model, not a curated record